This is a messenger RNA of Leptosomus discolor (cuckoo roller), 235 nucleotides long. NCBI's taxonomy places the organism in Eukaryota, Metazoa, Chordata, Aves, Leptosomiformes, Leptosomidae. The record is from RefSeq and is a predicted model, not a curated record.
CACCAAACCCACGCCGGAGGAGGUGCGGGGCUGGGCACAGUCCUUCGACAAGCUGAUGAAGAGCCCGGCGGGUCGCAACGUCUUCCGGGAGUUCUUGCGGACUGAGUACAGCGAGGAGAACAUGCUCUUCUGGCUGGCGUGCGAGGAGCUCAAAAACGAGUGCAACAAGCACACCAUCGACGAGAAGGCCAGGAUGAUCUACGAGGACUACAUCUCCAUCCUCUCGCCCAAGGAG